GGUGGGAUGCGAUGCGAUGCGAUGCGGGUAACGGGAAGGGAGUAAUUCCGGGUGCUGGGAAGAAGGGAGCUGUCGUAACCGGCUCUGCACCGUGCAACCCUGUCCUCGUCCUGCUCUACCUUCCCCCUCCCUUUUUACUGUCUUAUUCCUUUUUUGCUCCUUCUCCACCCUCUUUUUCUUCCCAUUCCCAGUCUCUUUCUCCUGUCACUGAACAUGACUUGGUGCUUCCGUUGCAUUUGGGGCACUGGAUUUUUUAGCUAUUAAGAGCUAAAAUUGGUCAAUCCCAUGUAUAAUAAAUAUCUCUCUCCAGCUCUGUGACAAUCCAAAUGUUGCCAAGUAUUUCUAGGAGAUCUAGAUGGUGCUCCAUCCUGCCAUGAGGACAGGUGAUUGGACUUGGUGACCUCUGGAGGUCCCUUCCAGUUCUAGUAUUAGUUGAGUCUGUGCAAUAGUUAACUGAGAGUCGAGUACCCAUUUCUAUUUUAGUCCUGCUGUGCACAAAUGUAACAAAAAUAUAUUUGUUGAUGUAUUGCUUUGUGUUGCAAUACAUUAAGACACAUAUUAAGGAUAGAUUUAAAACAGACAUGAUAUAAUCCAUAAAAUGCUUCCAAGAACUGAGAAUACCAAACUUCUCAGUGUGUCAUAGCCCCCAAUCUUCAUGGGAGAACAACUACCCUCAUUCUUUUUGUGAUGUUAGUGUAAAUUCUAUUCAACUUUUUUUAGGUAAUUUGGCACAAUUACCCAUUGGUGUUAUGAGAAUUGAGAAUAAAUAGCAAAAUUUCUGUUUAAAAAUAUUUUUCCAGCUUUUUAAAAGUAUUGAAACUCAUACAUGAUAAGUGACGACAUAGAAACCACGCAAUGCCAACAAAAGGAUCCAAUGGAUUUAUUUCAUUCUGGGCAGUUUGUAAAAAUAUGUGCCCCUAUGGUCCGAUAUUCAAAGUUGGCUUUCAGAACUUUGGUCAGGAAAUACAACUGUGAUUUGUGUUAUACACCUAUGAUAAUUGCUGCUGAUUUUGUCAGAUCUGUGAAAGCUAGAGACAGUGAAUUCACAACGAGCAAAGGUGAUCGGCCAUUGAUUGUUCAGUUUGCUGCUAAAGAAGCACAGGUUUUAUCUGAUGCUGCCCGUAUCGUCUGUCCUUUUGCUGAAGGAAUAGACCUAAAUUGUGGCUGUCCUCAGAGAUGGGCAAUGGCAGAAGGUUAUGGUGCUUGUUUAAUAAAUAAACCAGAGCUGGUUCAAGAUAUGGUGAGACAUGUAAGAAAUCAAGUAGAGAAUCCAAGAUUUUCAGUAUCUAUUAAGAUCAGGAUCCACGAUGAUCUAAAGAGAACUGUGGAUCUCUGUCGAAAAGCUGAAGCAACUGGAGUUUCCUGGAUCACAGUUCAUGGGAGGAAUGUGGAAGAACGACAUCAGCCAGUACACUAUGAUGCAAUUAAAAUAAUUAAACAAAAUAUGUCUAUACCUAUUGUAGCUAAUGGAGAUAUUAAAACUUUAAAAGAGGCAGAGAACAUUCAUCAUAUGACAGAGGCAGAUGGUGUAAUGGUUGCUAGAGGGCUUUUAGCCAAUCCAGCCAUGUUUGCAGGAUAUGAAGAGACACCUUUGAAGUGCAUCCAGGACUGGGUUGACAUUGCUCUGGAACAUGGGACUCCUUUUACGUGCUUUCAUCAUCAUUUAAUGUACAUGAUGGAACGGAUAACUUCAAAACAGGAAAAAAAGGUUUUUAAUGUUUUAUCAAGCACCUCAGCAGUUUUGGACUACCUUAGUUACCACUAUGGGGUGUAAUUGCAUUUUAAAGUAUUUUAAUCAUGUGAAUAUUGCAUUUUAUAUUUUGGAGUUCCUGGUAUAGUGUUACGGUGAUAGCAUGAGGAAGCCGUUAUAUUUAUUAGUCAAAAGCACACUGCAUUGAAAGAUCCCAUGCAUUGUAACAUUACUGGACAUUUCUGUUCAUAUUAUUAUAUUUUUAUACUGACAUUAUUUUCCACUCAGGAAAUAUUCAUGACUUGAAAAUAACUUUUAUAUACAUGGGAUUGCAUUACCAUGCAUAGGAUAGUGCAGUUCCAAAGUGCUUUCAAAGAUACCCCCAAUCCUGCUACCCUUUCUCAUGUGAGUAGAGGGCCACAAGAACAGGCUCAAAGACUAUUAAACAGGAUUAUAUAUAACUGUUCCCUUAAUUUAAAAAAAAAGCUCAAUUGAGAGGCCCAGUUAGUAUUUAUCUGAAGUGCAAAUUCAAUAUUUAUAUCUAGUUUUAAUUAUGUAGGUCCUUAAAUCACAGAAGAGAGAGGCUUCAUACUGUUCCCCCUCUUACGUCUAGGUGUCCCAUUUGCUAAAAUCCCUUAAACUGGCUUUGAACUUUGUGGAGAUUUUUUUUUCUCCCAAGUGGAAUAAAAUUAAGAAAUAGUAAGCUUUUGUUUUCUGCCCAUUAGUUACUUUUCAGGUGGAGAAGAUAUCUAUUUAAUGUUAAGUGAUACUAUAAGUCCAGAAUGAAAUUGUUUUGGUAACUUGGAUCUCAGAUCAGUACAGUACUCAAGCAAAUGCUUAAAAUUAAGUAUGUGCUUGUAUAGUCUCCUUCACAUCAAAACAGAACUAUUUCUAUGCUUCAAGUUACAUGUGUGUUUAGGUACCUUACUGCUUUGGGGCACAAAACUUAACAAAAUUUGUUCGACAUGUACUACGUACAGUAUAUGUUCCUAAAAUAAAGGAACAAAGAUACAAGAUUUUGAGUUUACACAGGGCUCUUCUUCAAGUCUGGGAAAGGCACUUAGGCCAAGUCUACACUACAGACCGGUAUCAGUAUAAACUACAUUACUCAGAGGUGUGAAGAAUCCCUUUCCUGAGCCACAUAGUUAUAACAACUUAACCCACCAUGUAGACUGAGCUAUGUCCACAGGAAAGCUACUCCCAUUAACCUAACUACUGCUUCUUAGGGAGGUUGAUUAACCACAAAGCUCUCCCAUUAGUUUACAAGUGUCUCAAACCACCCCCUCCCCCCAGAGUGUUUCAGCUAAGUACAAGAUGGAACAGCUAAGGAGUUAACACAUCUUACAAGAGAUCAUUCAAGCUCAAGUGGGUAGUUGUCACCCUUACAGUCAUAGGAUAAAGGAGGUGCUAGUAGGUUGCAAAUUUUUGUAAUUAGCCAUAAUCCAUCUCUUUUUAAGUCCAUGAUUAUUGGUAUGUAGCAGUUAUUAAUUAAUUUCUCAAGCUUGUCUUUUGAAAGUGCAGUGAGUGUUUCCUUUGAGGAUGAGGAGAGGUCAGAAAUGGAGUGAUUAUUUUGUGGAAAAUGUUAACUCGCCCCAAAAUCAUUAUCAAACUCAACCAUGUAAUUCUCACCCAUAGAAAUUUUACAGUCAACAACAAAUAAUGUAUUCAAAUCAUGGGAAUAGACAUGGGUUCUAGGAUGGCUCUUCAAUAUAUAAACCUUUUCUUACCUCAAGCAAGAAUUUCUGGAUAAAUGCACCACCAAACCAAUUAUGUAGCUGAGAUAUAUUGAUAAUACUUUCAUUUGUUGGACAGCUGACCUAAGGAAGAGCUCUGUAUAAACUCAAAAGCUCAUCUCUCUUGCCAAUAAAUAUAUUACUUUAUCCACCUUGUUUCUCCAAUAUUCUGGGACCAAUGAAACUACAAAAAACACUACUAACAUAUUCCUUUACAGUGUAUAAUAAGGACAUGAAGGAAAUAGGAUAAAAUGGGUGCUGGUAAGCAGCUGUCUUUCUUCUGAUUCACAAAAAAAAAAAAAAAAAGUUUUUUAGAACAUUUUUAACCUCCACCAGGUUUUCACAGUCUUGUCUUUUACAGAUUGUUCACCAAAGCAUGAAUGUUACUAUGCAUUGUUUUUCAGAAGGAAAAUGCAGUGCAAAUUAGAACAAGGUAAUACACCUACAGAUCUGAGUCUAAUAUAAUAAAGAUUUUAAACAAAAAUGGUAUAUUUAUACAGAAAUUCAUGCCUGUAAGUGGUAAAUUAUAAUGAAUUAGGAGUUUGACUCUCAUACCUCUAGAAGUAUCAGUAUAAUUAAGCAUAAAAACAUUUUGUAACUGUCUAAAUCAUAUGUAAUAUUUUUAAAUGCUUGGACGUGAUUAACUUUUUUAUUAAAUACUCCAUAAACUGUU
Pelodiscus sinensis (Chinese soft-shelled turtle) is the source of this 4096-nucleotide messenger RNA. It is a transcript of the gene DUS4L, whose product is annotated as dihydrouridine synthase 4 like. Gene Ontology annotation, cellular component: endoplasmic reticulum; endoplasmic reticulum membrane. The record is from RefSeq and is a predicted model, not a curated record. Gene Ontology annotation, molecular function: tRNA dihydrouridine synthase activity; flavin adenine dinucleotide binding. NCBI's taxonomy places the organism in Eukaryota, Metazoa, Chordata, Testudines, Trionychidae. Gene Ontology annotation, biological process: tRNA processing; intracellular protein transport; endoplasmic reticulum to Golgi vesicle-mediated transport.